Molecule: messenger RNA, 696 nt
Organism: Oppiella nova
Lineage: Eukaryota; Metazoa; Arthropoda; Arachnida; Sarcoptiformes; Oppiidae
Source: the annotation of a GenBank genome assembly
CGGUCGCGUCGCGCGACUCCCGGACGGCCCGCGAAGGAUAAGUCGCUCGAAGAGGACUUCGACGACGCCAUGAAGAAGCCGAGGGGAGGCUUCGAGAGGGGUCUCCGUCCCGAUCGCAUACUCGGUGCCACCGACGCCUCCGGGGAACUCAUGUUUCUCAUGAAAUGGUUGGACUCGGAUGAGGCGGAUUUGGUGCCCGCGAAGAUGGCUAAUGUCAAGUCCCCGCAGAUCGUCAUCAAGUUCUAUGAGGACCGCCUCACGUGGCACUCAAACGCCGAAGAGCUGAACGCCGAAGAAUCGAACGACGAAAGCGUGUACUUCUCUGCCCUCGACGAGCACAUCGACCAACACCUGAGCCCCGAACCCAAUGGUCGGAACGGCCAGACGGCUGGCCCACGAACUACGGCCACAACAUCGCGAGCGACCGCUCCUAAGCCCACAGAGAGUAAGCCUUUGACUAAACCGGCGCCGACUACCAGAGUGCCCAUUGCUUCCCGAAGCACAGCCCCCGCAACAACUCGUACGACCACUUCCAGGACUAAUGGCACGACAGCCGCCACCUCUACUUCGACGCCAACUAAGCCUCUGAUCAAAUCCAGCGCUUCUUUGAGGACAGCGACGACUGCACCCAAACCCGCGUCCACUGGCGCUAAGCCUGCAGUUAAUGGCGUAAAGGCGUCGCCCACUAAGGCUCCC